Messenger RNA from Acanthoscelides obtectus, 420 nucleotides. The record is from the annotation of a GenBank genome assembly. NCBI's taxonomy places the organism in Eukaryota, Metazoa, Arthropoda, Insecta, Coleoptera, Chrysomelidae.
AUGUCCUACACCGACUUCGAAUUGCUACUGAAUAAAGUGGGACAUAUGAUAGGGAAAACAGAUACUCAGAUGAGAACGGCAAUUCCAGUUAAGGAAAGGUUCUGCGUUGCGCUCAGGUUCUUUGCUAGCGGGGACAGUUUUGUGAGUUUGUCGUACCUUUUCAAAUUUUCUCCACAAAUUGUAUUCCAAUGCGUUUUCGACGUUUGCGAUGCAUUGAUUAGCGUUCUCAACGAUCAAAUAAAAGAUCUGUCUCUACCCCUCUCCAAUGUUCAAAGAGUGCCUGCAGUAACAAUUUACCAUAAUUUACUUUGUGAUCAGGUUCUGGGGUAUCACGGAUGCCAGCAUCUCGUGCAGAUACCCAAGCAGAAAAGCAGUCAACUUCAUCUUGGCCUAAAUAGAAUCGCAGACAGAAACAUUUGA